Molecule: messenger RNA, 1523 nt
Organism: Aedes albopictus (Asian tiger mosquito)
Lineage: Eukaryota; Metazoa; Arthropoda; Insecta; Diptera; Culicidae
Product: zinc carboxypeptidase-like
Exons: 5
Coding region: 221-1468 (415 amino acids)
Biological process (GO): proteolysis
Molecular function (GO): metallocarboxypeptidase activity; zinc ion binding
Source: RefSeq, a predicted model, not a curated record
AAUGAAAACAAAUUCAGCCUGCAGAAAUAGAAGACAUCCAGCUUGUUAUGACCAAUCAUCCCACGUCAUCUCCCAGGUAUUCCCAAACCAACUGAACGUUAUCUGCAUUGAUUAACAGCCGCUACCGAUUGCCAAUCAAAUUCGCCAUCUAUUAGCUUUGUCGUAAUGUAUAAAUAAAGCCAUUAUUAGCCAAUAUCACAGUUUCAAUUGCAUUUGGACUAUGAAUCGUGCGUGUUUGGUCUUGCUGCUGGUCGCAGCGGCAGUUUGUUCUGUCUUUGCAGAACAAGCUCGCUUCGAUAACUAUCGUGUUUAUGAAGUGUUCAUAGCAUCAGAACAGCAGUUGGAGGUUUUGCAGUACCUGGAGGAUCAUCCGGAUGGCUACAUUUUCUGGGACAUGCCAGUCCAAACCAAUAUGGCAUUGGAACUGGUUGUACCGCCACACAAGUACGCUGACUUCGAGGAGCUCACCAACAGGCUGAACAUGAAGACUCGUUUGAUGACCAGUAAUUUCCAAGAGCUCGUGGACAACGAGCGACCGGCAAAAAGUCCACGAAACUUUGGAUGGACCGAUUACUACUCGACGGCGCAGAUUCACGCUUGGCUGAAUGAGAUGGUUCAAAGGUAUCCCGGUGUACUGAGUAGCACUGUUUAUGGAAAAUCUUUCGAGGGUCGUGAUCUGGUUGCUGUCAAACUAUCACACAAGGCCAACAAUCCAGGUAUUUUCAUUGAAGCCAACAUCCAUGCUCGAGAAUGGAUAUCUUCGGCCACCGCUACGUGGCUUCUCAACGAGCUGUUGACUUCCACCAAUUCGGCUGUUGUGGAUCUGGCUCAGAACUAUGACUGGUACUUUAUUGUGAUGGCAAAUCCGGACGGGUACGAGUUCAGCCGUGACAGCAACCGGAUGUGGAGAAAAACGCGUCAACCUUCCAGUAUUUUGUGCUUCGGAACUGAUCCCAACAGGAACUAUAAUUAUAACUGGAGAAAUGGUGGAUCCUCGACAAAUGCCUGUUCCGAUACCUUCUCUGGUGAAACCGCCUUCUCUGAACCGGAAACCCUGGCAAUGGCCAACUACUACGCAACGAUUGCUGACAAAAUCAACGUACAGUUUUCAUUCCACUCCUAUGGUCAGUACUUACUGACCCCCUAUGGCUUUACCGGUGCUCCUGCUCCGGCCAACAAUGCUCACCUUCAGCAAAUUGCUGCUGCGACUGCCUCAGCCAUUCAAGCUACGUACGGUACUCGGUACACCUACGGUAAUAGUGCCCAAGUUCUAUACGUCACCUCGGGUAGCACCAACGAUUACUUCAUGGGAGUUCAUGGUACAAAACUGGCAUUCACUUUCGAGUUCCGUGACACCGGAUCGUCUGGAUUCGUCCUGCCGGCCGCCCAGAUCAUUCCAAAUGCACAGGAAACCCUCAACGGACUGAUCGCUUUCGUUGCCGAAGCAAAGGCUCUUGGAUACUUUUGAGAUUAAUAGCAGUGCUUUUAUUAACGAAUAAAAUUUGUGAUAUUUAUAUGGUAAA